Messenger RNA from Penicillium egyptiacum, 1629 nucleotides. The record is from the annotation of a GenBank genome assembly. Lineage: Eukaryota; Fungi; Ascomycota; Eurotiomycetes; Eurotiales; Aspergillaceae.
AUGAUCUUUGAACCAGCAGAGAGGGUUCUGCUUCCAACAAAGGACCUAUUGUCCUAUAUUUUUGACGAUCCACCAUAUGACCAAGAUCAGCCAAUCUAUGUCGACGUCAACAAUCCCACUCGGUCGAUCUCCUGUAACCAGGCACGAAAGCUCGUUCGUCAGCUCAUAGCCGGCCUGCGGGCGUCUGGCCUACAGAAAGGCGAUUGUAUUCUCAUUCAUUCUUUCAACGAUAUAAAUUAUAGCAUUCUUGUAUUGGCCAUUAUCGGAGCUGGAGGAUGUUUCACGGGCUCGAACCCAUCUUACACUCCGCAUGAGCUCGCUCAUCAUAUGAAGGCCUCCGAAAGCAAGUUCCUUUUCUCCGAGCCCGAGAUCUUGGAUCCUCUGAUGCGUGCGGCCGAGGAGGCAAAUGUACCCAAGCAGAAUGUUUGGGCUUUCGACAAUCUGGGACAGUCUCUUCCGGGUGAAAUGCGAUCAUGGAGACAGCUAUUGGAAGUCGGAGAGGAGGAUUGGGUGCGAUUCAACGAUUUCGAAACCUGUCAACAGACUACAGCGGCGAGGUUAUUUAGCAGUGGCACCACUGGUCUGCCCAAGGCUGUGACAAUCACACACCACAACCUUAUCGGACAGCAUGAGCUUGUUCACGGUAUAUCGCGGGUAAUUGCGGUACCCAUCUUCCAUGCAUCUGCAGCUCCAGUGUCGCAUAUUUCAACGCUAAAAGCUGGCUCAGUCGCAUAUAUGAUGCGUCGGUUCGACCUCGAGACAUACCUCACUACAGUCGAAAAGUACAACGUCACCGACCUUGCUAUGGUUCCACCAAUCGUGAUAGCAAUCCUCAUGUCCCCUCUUUCUCAAAACAAACCUUAUCUGCGAAAGGCCCGAAUGGCAGGCUGCGGGGCGGCUCCUUUGGACAAGAACGUCCAAGCCAGGUUCCGUUCGCUAAUGGCCGACGACGCCCCAUUCACUCAGGUAUGGGGCAUGACUGAAACAUCGUGUGUGGCUACUAUGUUUCCCCACCCCGAGCACGAUGAUACGGGCUCCGUUGGCCGGCUCAUCCCAAACCUCGAAGCUAAACUGAUCGAUGAAGACGGGAAGAACAUUUCGGCCUUUGGCGUCCGUGGCGAGUUGUGUGUCCGAGGUCCAACAGUGACACCGGGGUACUUCAACAAUCCCGAGGCUAAUGCCGAGGCCUUUGACACUGAGGGUUGGUUCAAAACGGGGGACGUAGCCUAUUGUGACCAGCUUACUCGCAAAUGGUAUAUUGUGGAUCGCAGGAAGGAAUUGAUCAAAGUCCGCGGCUUCCAGGUCGCCCCACCGGAGCUAGAGGCGGUGCUCUUGUCUCACCCACAGAUAGUGGACGCGGCCGUCAUCGGAAUCACCUUCCCUGGUGCUGAUAUCGAGUAUCCGCGCGCCUAUGUGGUUCGACGACCCGGCGAUCCGGGGUCCAAGCUAACGGAAGCUGAGACUCAAGAAUAUGUCUUGAGCCGCCUUGCGAAAUACAAAGCACUCACAGGCGGCGUCAAAUUUGUUGGCGCGAUUGCACGGAACCCAAGUGGAAAGAUCCUGAAGAGAGUAUUGCGUGAAGAUGCUAAGAAAGAAAUCGAGGCUGGGCUUCUGAAGGCUAAACUUUAA